CCCGAUCCUCCAGGGGGCGGCAUGUCGCAUGAGCUCCGCGUCACGAUGGUUUUGAGCACGUGAAGAAGGCAAAGCUCCCUCAAGUUGUUCUGCCAACGUUGUUUUAUUUUUUGCUCCUCGAAAGUUUGCAAGUCGUCCGUCCAAAUGAACCAAAAUCAACUCGGCGUUUAGACGCUUGUCAACGUCAUGGAAGGCAAGAAAGCGCUUUUGAGCGUCCCCGCUUACGGCCACGUCGUCGCCAGCGAGAAGUGGAGGGACUCGUCGCUUGUUCAAAGCUUGAAAGGUGGGGGCGCCAGCGUCCUGUUCGAGAGCGAGCCGGGCGCGGCCGACUUCCUGCUCCCCGACGACAGCCGCGUCCUCUACCUGUCCGAGAGCGACGUCGUCGUCGCCGGCGGCGCCUACGAGCGGAAGCUGCUCUCUUUCAGGACGGCCCGCGGGAGCUUCCGGAGGCUGGUCCUGGUGGAGAACACCCGUCUGGUCCGGCGAGACUUCUGGGCCGUGCAAAAGUCGGCGGCGUUGGAGCUGGGCCUGUCGCUGCUGCCGGUGGGCGGGCAGACGGAAGCCUCGCGCCUCCUCCUGCAAAUGGUUCACGCGGACGGCAAGGAGAACCCCUUAAGAAGAAGGAGGGUCCGGUCCGGAACGCUGGACGCGCCGGUCUUGGGCGCGGUGCGGCAGGUUCCCGGGGUGGGCCGGGUCAAAGCUUUGGCCCUGCUGGAGCGCUUCCCCAGCAUCCGCCAGCUGUGCAACGCCGACGUGGCCGAGCUGGAAGCCGCGGUGGGCCGGGCCGCCGCGCCGAGCAUCCGCGGGUUCUUCCGCGAGCGCCGGCGGCGGCACGACGACGACGGCGGAUUUGAAGAACGGGGUCGGGCUCCGGAUCCCGGCUACGAAAUGAGGCGCUCUCCUGAUGCUUGAAAACUUCUCACUACUUGGUACUCGUCUGCCGGAAAGUAAACUUCCCGGGUACUUGAAAAGUAGAUUUCACUUCAAGAAGAAAUCAACUCCUGAUGACCUCUUGGUUUUCUCAAUGAGGGGAAUAGUCCAAGCGCUCCUGAGUCCCCAGCACCGCAAUGUCUUUUGUAGAAUUUUUCCACUUCAUCCUGCGGGCCGCAUUGUGGUCCCUAGAGGCCCGUUUUUGGGCCGUGACCCACAGUUUUUCAACCACUGUAAAGUACUUUCAUGAUGGGGUUUUUUUUUUUUUAUUUUUAUUUUUUUUUUUACACUUAGAGGAGUAUUGCAACUUUUACUGGAAGUUUUUUCUCAAUGAUUAUGACAGCUGAGAUUGUGUUAUUUGCUCAUGUUUAUUUUUGUUGAUGAUGAGGCCGAACGACGUCGUCAGAACUUCAUAAAUGUUGGACGAGCUUUCCUGUCACUGCUCGCUCGACUGUUCCUCUUCAAAGUGACUUAAAACGUGUCCCUGUGAGCACAAAUAAAGAUUGAGA
Messenger RNA from Syngnathoides biaculeatus (alligator pipefish), 1439 nucleotides. RefSeq names its product FA core complex associated protein 24 (gene faap24). NCBI's taxonomy places the organism in Eukaryota, Metazoa, Chordata, Actinopteri, Syngnathiformes, Syngnathidae. Gene Ontology annotation, molecular function: chromatin binding. Gene Ontology annotation, cellular component: Fanconi anaemia nuclear complex. The record is from RefSeq and is a predicted model, not a curated record. Gene Ontology annotation, biological process: interstrand cross-link repair. The transcript has 4 exons. The coding region runs from base 187 to 912 and encodes 241 amino acids.